UUGUUGCGUUCAAUCGACUAUUUUUGGUUUCGGAUUACAUUUUCAGACGAUAACCGUAAUGGCGGAUAAAGUGGUCCAUAGAGAGAUGCGUGGCUUGCAGGUCCUGGAGAAAUUGUGUCGAAGUCAUUGUUUGUUCAGGCGUAGUUCAUUCUGUAAUGAUAAAAUGGCAUCUCGGGCCCCACACGUUACCAUAUUUGAUAUGUUUUUUUCUUUUCUACUCCUACCUAACAUUUGUUCAAACAUAUCUCGAAUCAUCAGCGAAUAAUAGUAGAGAAGCGUCAUGAUUGUCGUCAGCCGAGUGAUCAAUUCUCACAAGGUCCCUGUAUCCUUUCCUUUUAAGUAAUGUUAUACGAAUCAUAAAAUCUGCGUUAAAUCUAAUAAUACUACGGCAUAUUGUAACUCUACACACUUCCAGUUUAAAAAAAAAAAAACAUUCGAAUGCAUAGUAAUCAAAGGUGGUUGUCAUGAGAGACAGGAAUGACCAAGUUUUGUUUCAACGAAUUGUCGCAUGAACUGUCGUUUCUCACAGACGUAAUACCACAGAGGGUAAUUACAAUAUAAAUUUCGACGAGGGUAACGAGUUUGCGAACCGAGUCACGCCGAUAGGAAAGUACAACGUAUUAUCAGUGGAAAUGAGUUAAAAAUUGAAGGGUUGGCAACACUGUUCAAACAGGCCUCGACCCCGUUUAGGGAGGGGGAAACCCUGCUUCAACUAGUCCUGGAGCGCGCCUGAGCCCAGACUCUGCAAAGUACGAUCCACGCCAGCUCCGUCUCGGAUAGGCAAAGCCUCAAAAUCAAGAGUGGAUUUCCUCUUCGCAUUUCGGAUCUCCCCAGUCUCAGAGUCGAGCUGUCAUGGUUACUUUCGUUGAGUGCGGGAGACAGACGAUACAAGAAGGAGUGUAGCCGCGCACCUACAACCCUAGGAUCCGCAUAACCGUGAUCAACCGGACUCAAUCAGACUUACCGUGUGGCGUAUAAAGAUAUCGCUUGCUCGCCGAGCACUGUCGCCGAGGCUAACGGUUGGCGACGAUUCAGUCGCCAUCUACCAUAAUACGCUUGUCGCCCUAACAUCCGUCGGAAGCCAACAAACGCAUAAGUUUUUCGUCAAAAUGUGCUUCGAAAAUAACGCGAUCUCGUAGGAGUCGAUUGCCCUUGUGAUAGGUUAAAUAAUUGUGAUCUGGUACGUAUACAUGUGCCGGUAUAGAUACACGCGUACUAUGCAAUAAUUAUACCAUAAACCAGGGACACACCGAUCUAUAUGGGUCUCUGCAAAUAAUACCGACUCUACACCGUUAUAAAAAUUAUUUUAGGCACAGAAAUGGUGUAGUGGAGUGUUUUUUUUUCUCGGGUAUAGAGCUGUCUUGCUUAUGGUUGUACGGCGUGGCGUGGGCCAUUCUCUUUGACACAACACCUCUCUAGUAGUGCAGCGUACUAGUGAAUGACUGCCAGGAUAUAUUAUAUAUGCGAAGCUAUCUGAUGAUAUUAGAAAUGAAAAAAUGAGCAUAAAUAUGUGUAUACCUCGGUGAGUUGGAUGGAAAACUUGUGUAUGCACAUGCACAAAUAUAUAUAUAUAUAUACACACAUAUGUGUGUGUGUGUGUGCGUGCGUGCGUGCCUGCGUGUGUACAUAUAUGUAUAUGGAGCAGUUUUAACGUCCAGUGGAGCUCAUUGACCUCUUGCGUGAGUGUGACUCGCGUGUGCUAAAACAGUGGUACUCAAAUAACAAAUUAGUACCUCUGGAUCCAAACUGGCAAUGUGAAUUGCACAACGCUACAUAGAUCAUUUUAAACUCAAUUGGAUUAUGAAAACGUUGAGAAAAUCCGAAAAUACAAAAUAUUAAACGCCAAACAUUUCGGAGUCGGCGUGUACACUGAAAAGUACAAGAGUGAUUAAUCAUUGGGUGCUACGGAUUAAUUUUGUGAGGUUCCGGCGAAAUGUAAUUGUUUCAAUCAUCAAGUUAUUCGCAACAUGUCCAGUUUCUUCGCGUAAUUUUCUCUUGGUAGUAGAUUACCGCUAGGCUAAAUGCUCCUUGUCUGUGCUUCAUUUCCGUACGCACUGAAAAUGUCUGUUUUUGGUUGCGUAUGCGUUAUUCCGUGAUGUAUCGAUACAUGCGCACAACCUCGGGAAACGUUGAAAGCAACGAUGCGAAUCAGCAAACAAUCCGCCUGACUUUAAUUCAGUCUACCUUACAAAUGUCUGAUGUCCAGGAAUGCGUGGCGUUACAUCACACAAUUGCAGUAUGGACUAUAAGUAUUUUCUUUAUCUGAUCGCGUGUGAAAUAGUGAUCCUCUCAGCCUUUGCUUUUCUCAGCUUCAAUCAUUGCCUGAUCGACCGGAUCUGUUUUUCACGUUAUGAAAAUGGAAAUAUAAAGUACUUUUUGCUUAAUCUAUUUUGAAAAAAUUCUAAUUUAGUGAUGCGUAAAGCUAGUGCACUAUAUGUAAGCUUCAAACGGUUACGCGACUAAAGCGAUCCUUAUGAUAUAUCAACGGCGGUAAAUGGUAUAUUCGCAUUGAUAGUCUGCGAGACUAGGAAAGACACUGCGGUGGAUCUGAGAGCAGUGGUUUGUCAAAUGUUUCAAAAUUUAUUUUAUUACUUAUAUAAAAAAAAUAAAUUUGUUCUUCAAAGUUUCCGUGAAUUGUCCAGUUAGUCGAUCCAUAGACAUAUCAUCAGAUAGUUGUUGAUGGAAACCAUCGUGUAAGAGACUUGGUAAACUGUCGAAUAUGUUUUGAAUUCGAAACAAGUCACAUUUUUUGCACCCAUCCAACGUACGAGGUCGAACUGCGUUUGCCGUGUACAUAUUGCGCGGACGAGAUUGAUACUGUGUAGAUAGAAAAAGAUAAACAACUAGAUGUAAUGCGAUGCAGAAAACGAUAAAUGUAAUAUUAUACAUUCUGAUAUGAAUCAAUCUAUGCGAAUUCAAGAACCCACUGUACGUGUAUGUGUUUCACUUCCGGCAACAUCGGGAACACGUAGAUAACGGUCAAUACACAUAUAUGCCUCGGUACCACAUACCAUGAAUAUCUUUUGAAACGGUUUCGCUUUGUGUUACUCAAAGUGACUAUGUGUAUUAAAGUUUAGACCAUACUUGUACAUGACUAAUUUUGUUCACUGACGUGGCUCAUUCUAAUUGAAUCCAUACAAAGAAUGAAAGAAAAAAAAUCAAACUACUUGUUGAAGUACAGAGAACAGGACUCCACUCUUUGAGCAGCCACAGAAUUGAAAUAUUGUAUCUCGUAAUACAUAUUAUUUAGAGCUGUACAGUAUAUAUACAUAUUUGUAUCAAGCAUAUAGAUAUUCAUACGCCAGGAAACAAGUCCUUCUCAUUCACCGAGUCCUCAUGAAAUGAACCCUCCUCUAGCACAUAAGUUUUGCAUGUUGGUUGGAACGGUUGUACAACGCACCUGCUAUCUACUAGGUGACAGGGCUGCAUGUGCAUGCUUAAUAUAAACUAGAAAAGACAUAAAAAUUAAUUAACACAACGCCGCAGCAGGACCUACGCAAUGCUUCUUCAGUAUACUUUGAACAAUGUUUCGCCUACUUAAUAUUUUACUUUAAAUACGUGUACUUUUCACCCAAUUGAAAAUUUCUUUGCCAAAAUCCAUACUGUGAAUUCAACCCUGCAAAAUUGUCACUUGAUAAUUCAAUCAUUUGUAUGUAUAGAUAAUGACUAUAGAAUGGCAUGAAUAAUGAAGCACGAUCCAGUAGCCCUCAUCAAAAAACCAUCCUGCUCUAGCCGUUUCGACUACUUAACUGAUUGCUGCAGUUAAUUGACUAAGCAUAUACUCGGCAGUAUUGUUAAGGCGCCUGCUGCCACCUUUAUCGCUUCGUAGACCUGUCUUAUUUCAAAGAGUCGCGAUUCAAAAAAGGAUUACUUGGAUGAAUUGAAAACAACCAAAGUUCUGGAAUGAGCAUGUGAAAAGUCGGUGGUGUUAAUCGCGCCUAUUUGGCAUAGGACUGGUACUGCAAGAACAGUAUACUUAGGACAUUCAAUCCCCACUUCCCUUGAAGAUAACGUCGAAAGAAGACGUCCAAGAAUAUUGAUUAUAGAUGGAAACGAUAAACGAUUUAAUUGUGGACCUAGGUAAUCCAAACAACGAAGCCAUCAUGGACGCAUACGACAAGAAGUUUGCGGAGAUGCAAAAAUACAUUCCGUUCUUGGAGGCGAUGAUUGAGAGGCUCCAGAAGGUCAAGGAUAAGUCAAGGGAAGCCCAGUUGCAGAAGAUGCAAAGUCUACAUGGGAUCCUGUCCAACAGCAAAAGAAAGUUGAGGAUCGAAACUUUACAGAGAUGCGAGGAUGUCCUGCAGAAGCUACACAAUAAAGUAGAAAAGGGCAAUACGGCAGGCAUUAAUCCCCUGCACAAAAAAUCUGGAGAAAACUCUACGCAAAACGCAAGUUCAAAGGACACGGCUAAGACCAAGUUAGCUGAGCCUUCUCAAGAAAAAAUGUUGGAAAAUGAAACACCGGCAAGCCCCAGUCCAACUGGCAGCCCUGAACAUAUGCCAAAAUCGACUCCUAUUAUUAUACCCACCGAGCGAAGUGAUGAAGCAAGCGCCUGUAAAUGUGACAGUAAACCUGCCAGUCCCGAUCAAUGUGAAAACAUACCAGUAACAAUCCCAAUUAUCAUUCCCACUGAGCGUAAAGCCGAAUGUAAAAAUAACCAAAAUUCUACGAAUCACAAUUCAAAUAACUGCGGGUCGGAUAGCAAUGAUCCUUUCUCUGAGUGGGAUAUGCUCGAGGAGUCAGAGAAUCAAAUUAACAAAUCGCGUAGAAACACAUGGCAAUCUGUGAUUGCGCCAGGAACCGAUGUAGCUACUGCUGCGAAAUUAGUUUGCGAUAAUUUACCACAAAAAGUCAUUCCGGAGGGUAGACCCCAUGUACCAAUGGCGCCUCGCCAUAUACCGGCUAUACCUGCUCCUUCCUUGGGAGGAUUGCGGAGAAUUAUGCCAACUUUUGAUAAGAGUAGGCACGGUAGUACGAGCGCCGGUACGAUGCAUUCUGAUAGAAGGUCACAAUCCCCAGUAAAUGUACCAGAAGUUCGACUCAAGUCUCCCGAUCCAGAUAUAUUAUUCCCAAGACUAAAAAUUACAUCGCCGCGCCAAAAAGACUGUGUUAAUCAACCAAAGUUAAGCCCGAAACCUUCUACACCGUUACUGGUCUCACCGCCGUCGGUACUUACUGAACCACCGCUUUCUAUAGAGGAUCUAGCCGAAUUACUGUGCGAGGAAAGUGAUUGCGGAAAAAAAGAACAACAUAACAAAGAUAUUGCGGCUAACGAUGCAAAAUCCAAGACUUCAAAGAACUCUGGGAUAGAUGAUAUCGGUAAAACUAAAAUGGAAACGCUGGCAGGUAGAAAUCAAAGAAGAAAUCUGAAGGAAGGCAGCGAAGUAUCGAAAGUUCCGAAUAGUUUCGUGUUAACUCAAGAAGACAUCGACAGAGAAAGUGAAAGGAGAUGGGAAGAAAUAGAUAAACAUAUUGUUAAAUUAACUGCUCGAAGAUGCUUACCUCAUAAGCAUUCGAUUUCCUCGUCAAGUUCGAGACCCGAAACUUCCAAAGCUGGUGAUACCAAAGUAACACCUUCACCACCUAGAAUAUCACAGCCGCUAUUAUCUCCGAGCCUAUUGAGCGCAGAUAAACCUGUCGAUCAUAGGAAUCUUCCGCCAUCUCCGCUGCAAAAUACAAUGAUAGAGAAGGAAAAUGAAAAGGAACACCGCUAUGCGGAUAAUUACGAGCGACACCCGCGGCAAUUUAGAGAUUUGCAAGAAAGAGAAUGUGGAGAUGACGCUAAAGACAUGAAUGUAGUUUCUGGUAAUCUGUCUCGACCAACGGAGGAGCAAGUAGGAAACAUGACAUACCCAAAUCUUCGGAAUAAUAUGGACCCGGGCUCAAAGACUGACGAAAGCAUAAGGAAUGCACCGCUUUACCAGAGACGCAGUCAGUCAAAUGUUCUGUCCGCUGAUGCAGCAUGUACGCUUGGCAGGAAUGACGAGUACAGGCGAGAAAACGUCGACUACUUCAAUAGGAACACGGGAACAAUGACGAAAAGAAACCCGUUACUACCUUCACCCAUGGCCCCUGAGUUUACUAACUCUCCCCAAUGGGGUUCGGGGCCAAAUUACAGUGGAAAUAUUCGUCCCCCGCCCACACAAGCACCCUCCAACACUUACCAGCGCAACCAAAACAAUACAAAUUUCCAUCAAGAUAUGUGGCAAAUGGGGUCAAACUGUCCUCCAGGAAUGACCCCCGAUUUUCACCAAAUGAAUGACCCCGAAUCUAGAAUACCGCAGUUCAAUCCCCACCCGCCACCGAUCAGACCGAUGAUCAAUCCGGCAUCUCGACCGCAAGAAACAAACCGUGGUCUGCACGCCGAAGGCGGAUUCAGAGAAGAAACGCCCGGUCCAACGUCCGUGAUACCGCCCUUGCUUUCACCGUCCGCCUAUCCGACUGGGCCGCAAUAUCGGAAUACCAGAAUGGAGAACCGAUCCUAUGACGCGUCGUACGACAGGCCAUCGGACAUUUCUCAACCGCGACACACCUGGGACUCGUCAACGACCAGGGUUAGCGAUGUUGGAUACAGAAGGGACGGCGAUUCCGCUCGUGGCAGGUCCGGAAAUGACGGACCAGCCUGUAGACCAGGAACGCCCGCACCUUACACCAGGCCUGGCACUCCUUCGUCGCUUUGGAGUCGGGACAGAGAGCGGAAUGACAAUGACUGGAACCGGCGUGGACGAGGAAGGGAGCGUUACUACAACGACAGGGGUGGUAGAGGCGAUUCCAGAUGCGGGUUCAUACGCGAUUCUCGAAGAACAGAGUGGGAACGCGACGGCCAUAAUGAGAGGGAUAAUCGAGUUCGGUUGAACAGAGAUAACAGAGUUUCCGAAAGAGAUCCUCGCAUGCGAACCGAGCAGAAACCGCCGAGUCCAGUUAUACCCAAAGAGACUGUAGCGGCUACAACGGUUAGAGACCCUCGAUUGAUAAAAGACGCAUUCAAUGUAGUCGAUUCGGUCAAAGACGUCGUGGGAUCAUCCGGUGACAGAGAUCCGAGAAGACGUAUUUCUGAAACAAAGGGAAGCAGAAAGAGCAGCCCGAAUGGAAUACAACCGAGAGGAAAGGAGAAAAAUAAGAACCAGAAAUUAAUGGAAGCGAAAAAUCGCAGAGAAUCUGAAGCUGAAGAUAAGGAGAGCGAUAAAAUGUUGAAAGACAAGUUACACUCUCCACUUGAAUGUCUGUAUGGCGUUAUUGAUACUAAAGCUAAGACUGGACAAGGUUAUGGCCUCCAAAAGUUUAAAAUUCCGAAAAUCAAACGGCCCGAUCCUCCACCUCCUCCGCCAAAAAUUGAAACUGCCAUCAUUGAAGUAAAAGUAUCAGAGAUCAGUUCUUCUGUAAUGCACGAACAAUUACCUGUAACAAGUCAGCAAAAUGCUAAAGAUGAGAAGAAUGAAGGCGAUCAAAUUACGCGAAAGGCGAAAGAGGAAAGUGGAAGAACGGAUGAUGCGGCAAGCGCAUUGGCUGUACAUAUCUCGAAACCUGAACAACUGGACGAUAAUAAAGUUCACAAUGCUAUAAAUAACAAAGUUGUUUCGUCAAUUGGAGACGAUGUUCACGACGCUGUGGUUACUUCUACUCAAGUACAUCCCAUGAUCGAUUCUGUCCAACAAUUGGAUAGUAUUGACCCUCCAAAAGAAUCAGACACAUCUAAGCCGAAAGAAGAAGUAACCAAAGAAUGGAUCGAAGCUUUAAUUAGAAAAUCCUUUGAAUUUGGCCAGGGAAAACAACUUUUUGACCAAGCGAAAUUAUUACACAAACUAGGCGAAGCUCUUCAUUCAAAGAAAAUGAAAAAGAUUAAAAAAAUUAUCGAGUCAGACUCUGAAAGCAGUAGCUCAAGCACAGAAAAAGUCAUGGAAUCAAGAAAGUUGCAAGUAAGAAAGAAAAGGCGUGUAAUUUUUUCAGAUAGUUCGGACGAAGAAUCAUUAGCAGAUAGAUUAGGUUUGCUCAAAGAUACGUUGAAUGAACAGAAUACCAAUGAUCCAACAAAAAUUGCCGACAUUGAGCAGGAGAGCAAACUUAAUGCUAGCAGUCAAAAUGAUAAUGACACUGCAUCAGAAUCUAAACUCGAUAUUGUGGAGAAAUCGAAAAAUUCCGACGAAGAUGAGAAAGUUUCUAAUGCCACAACUGCAGUUGAAGAGUUGGCAAUUUCAACGCCAAAGAAAAAGAGAGGCUAUAAAAAACGAGGGAAAGGUUCAAAGAAAAAAGAAUCAGCUACCGAAAACCCUGUGGACAGCAAGCUGGCCGAAUCAUAUUUACCCAAAGACAAUCCGCAGCCACUUGACGAAAAUGAAAAAGUUAAGGAAAAGGUGCCGGCAAAAAUAAAGAAUAAGAGAAGAAAUUCGUUGGAAAUGUUACAGGAAGAUAUAAGAGAAAUGUUUAUAAGUGAAGGAGUUGUUACUGCAACUGGACAUCGAAUGUGCAGAUUGAUCAAAGAAGGGAACGGAAAUUUGAACUCAACUGUACCAACGCUUCCGAACAGUUCUAGCGACGCGGCCGAUAAGAAAACACGUAAAUCCGGUAGCAAACAUAUCAUUAAUUCCGAAACUGAUGAAACAGAUUUUGCGGACCAGUUAAAAGCAAAUGAUUUCGAUCAGAAUAAUCGUAACAAGUAUAAAGCUUCUAAAGCUUCGCAACCAGAAGCUACCAAAGGGUCGCAUCUCGGUUUACAAAAACGAACUUCCAAACGGGUUUCGAAAGUCAUUUCAAGGCAGUAUAUAGAGUCUUCGGAUAGCGAGGACGAUGAACCACUGAUAAACUCGUUAACGCCGUCCGAGAGUCUCAAGUCUCUCUAUAGUUCGCAAUCAGAGGCAACAACAGUAACAGAGCCAAGCGAAUCGCCGCAAAAGUCCGAAGCUUCGCAAUCUCUAGACGCGGAAAAGUUUGAGGAAUCGCGGGAAGUGAUGUUACGACGUAGCAAACGUAUCCCGAGAGUAGUAGUUGAAAAAACGGAACCCAGUAGAAUUGACUCUUCCAAGAUAAUGUUCGAAAGUUCUUCGGAUGAAAGUUUUGGCAUUGAUGUGUCCGACCUGGCUGCAGCCGUCGAUAUAUCCCUCCAUCCAGAACCUGAAUCUCGACCUGAACCCGAAGUAGUUGUAAGUCUAAGAGUAUCUAGAAGAAAAACUCGCAUGCAAACCACUGAAACGCACAAUCAAAGAUCUAAAAACGACAAGUCUGCCAAAACCACCGAAGAUAAAGUUGACGAUACAAUGUCGUUGACUGACGAAGGUAGCGUUCUGUCAGACAUCUCCAUGUCUGGUAGUAGCACACUCAGUAGAAGGAAUACCAAAAGUUCGAAUACCAAAAAUACAACCAAAGGUCAACAAGAUACAAAUGAAGAAUUGCUGAGUAACAUUUUGAUCGGGCUAACUGCUAAACCUGCUACAGAAAAAGUCACAGAGGAAAUUGAGAAAGAAAGUGAUGCAGAUGCGGAUGAAGAAUUGGAUGAAAGUAUUUGUGAUACUGAAGGAAUCAAAAAAGGUGUCACAAAGCGAAAAAAGAAAAAGUUCAACUGGCAAUUGGGUAUUCUAUCGAAGAAGAAAAGGAAAAAGAAGAAAACAUCCGCUUCAAUAUCUCCUGAAAUUCCAGCAUUAGAAGCUGAUCUGAAUGACAAAACUUUGAAUAUUGUUGAAUCUCUAGACGCGUCGCAAGAACCAGGAAACUCAAAUCUAUCUCGAAACAAUGAUACUUUGGAUAAUGAUGACGUUACCUUUCAACAAAGUGUGCCAGGCACAGACUCUGUCAACUCAAAUUCUGAAGUAAGAGGGUGUAAAAACAUGAACAUUCCAGAUAAAAAACAAAGCACAGACGAUGGUGAGCCAGCCGACAUUGAGCAUAUCACUGAUAAUGAAGUAUACAGUAUUGACCAAGUCAACACAUUUGAGGAUCUAAGCAGUUCGGAAGCUGAAAAGUUACUCGACCAUGCAUGGACAGGCCAAGAGAGGUAUAAGUGUAUGUUGUGCACAUUUACGGGUAAAAAUAUUGUUCAUCAUUAUAAAUUAAAUCAUCCUGAAGAUGAAGUUCUGAUUUCAAGACUCCCGCAAUCCGACGCAAAAGUAGCUAUUGAAGAAUCGAGUAACAGUGAUAUGAGAAGAGCUGGUCCAAAGUCGUGUAGCAAUGAAAAGUUCGAAUAUAAUUGUAGAUUCUGCCUUUUUUGUACAACAGAUACAAAGGAACUUGCAAAAGAAGCGUUUUAUGAACAUUGUACUGGUCAUACCGGAGAAUAUAGAUUUAAAUGUGUCAGCUGCCCAUACCAAACUGUUGCGAAAUCCUCUCUUAAAUCCCAUUACUAUAAGGUGUGUCGUAAAUUUGCGGACAAUGUUUCGGUGGCAAUCAUUGAAGAUAGUAUACCUGAGGAAGAUGCCGUAAACGGUUACAUUUGUUCGCUAUGCAAUUUUGUACAACUAAAGAAGUGCAACAUUGAAAAACAUUUACUCACAAAGCAUCGUUACAAUUCCACUGCGAAAAUCGUUGAAAUAAAUAUGUCAAAAAGAGUUAAUGCAGGAUCUAGUACCAAGAUUGACUCCACUAUAAUGCUCAAGGACAAUAUGGUGGGAAAUGAUAAUGUAUCGACUCCUGAAAAAAUUAGUGUGACAGUCACAGAAGUGUUAGACCAGACAGAUGAAAUUAUAGAAAUUAUUGAGAAUGCAACGGACAUACAACAAGUUCCGAUGACAGGUACUGACAGUCCACAAAAAAAAAUUUCCAUAGCCAAUGUGAAUACUGAAAUAAAAAUUACUGAAGAAAGCACUUGCUUGCAAGUACCAACUGAUGCUGAAAAUAGUGAAAAAGAAGUGGAUAACGCAGCAGGCAAGAAAGCAUUGGUUGUUGAAAAAAUUGGAAUCAAUGAAAGUAUGGAAACAGCAUUUGUUUUGCCACAGCAAGAAAACGAAACGUCAACUGUUGGUGGAAACUUGAGUGUCUUUGUAUGUCCGCCGGAAGUAGCAAUUAAAGAGCAUGAGAUUCAAUUACAAAGGAAAAAAAAGAUGCAGGAGAUCGUCGAAAAUAUUGGGAUUAAAGUCAACAAAGAUGGAAUAAAUAAAUCUCUGUCGAUAAUCGAUAAGCUGAAAGUCAAAAUGGAUACAAAUUCUCAAGUAGAUAAGGAACCGAAUGCAAUAGAGAGAAAUAGUCGUGAUCCACUUAUGAGUUUGCCAGACAAAUCCCAGCCGUGCUCGGACAUAAAUUUAUUUCAAUCAGAUGUGGAAGAAAAUCUUUGUGACAAAAAACCGUCCAAAUUGAAUAUAGAUGAAAAUUCCUUCAAUCAAAUAACGCUUGUACCUGAUUCAAAUUUGAACAUCUCGAUGAAUUGCGAAGAAGGUUUGAGCCUUCAAGAUAACUUGAAUGGUUCAAACAAUUCAGAAUCAAAGCCAAAAGAUCCACUGGUAUCCUUUGAUGAUACGUUGCCAGAUUUUGGUAGUGAUACGGAGACAAGUGACGUCGAAAUGACAAGUACAUUUGUACCUUUUGAGUCAGAUUCUAGCAACGAACAGUCAGAGAAUCAGAUAUCGCAAGAUGUCAACUCGUUACUGAAGGAAACUGCAACUGAUAAUAAUGCUUCCGCCAGAGGUCUCAUGGCUAUCACAAUUCAGAGACUUGCAGCUCAGCUACAGAGCGCAAAGACUGGUAUGUCUAGUCAAGCUACAGAUGAUGAGCAGAUGAACGUUGACCAGGUGAAUGAUGAAAAGAUCAUUCCGGAAGCACCUGAUGUUGUACCAUUAUCCCAUAUUAAAGAACUCUGGAAUAACCAGUUUACUAAGCCUAAAGAAGCCAAGCUCGAACCAUCAGAUGACUCGAGUCCACCAAAGACUUUGAUUAGGAUACGACGACUGAGCGGUGACAAACUUUCCGUGCCUUCAAAUCCAGUCGAGGCUCACGAAGAAAAUCAAUUAUCCAGCACUGAAGGCAGUGCUUCGGACUUGGGAGUGGAUGUUCUACAGACAGACACAGAAGAAGAAUGCUCGUUUUUACGAAUAGAAAAUGUUGUCAGUCUUGCUCCAACAGGGGAUGAUGCAGAGGAUGAAAGUUCUAUAAUCAGCGAUAUAAGAAAAGCUGUGGAAACGUCGCCCGUGAAACCCAGGAUAUCAAUAUUGAAAAAGAGCCCAAUUAUUCUACAGAAAGUGGGAAAUAGGUCUGUUUUAAAUCAACGGCUUAUGAACACCAUGAACAACACUGGGGAACCCUUAAAAAUAAUUCCACUGAAAAGUCUCCCAUCUACUUCUCAAACCUCGAACAAGCAAGUCGUAACCAAUAUUGUACCAGUACAAUCUACUUCAAAACUUCAAAACAACACGCACCUAAAGAAGUCAGUUUUUAUGCCAAAAAUUGUGAAAACAACUGGCACAGCCACAAUAGCCACACAAGUAAAACCAGCUGGAAGUGUUCAAGUCCCUGUGAAACCAAAUUACAAAAUAAUCAAGCUCACAAGAACAGCAACAUUGCUCAAGCACAAGGAAUGCGUGGCGCAAUCAAUUGCUAUAAAACUUAAAUCACCAGAAGCUUAUCAGUUGAUGUUGACGCCUGCGAAAUUGUGUCACAUGUUCAAGUGUAUGGCACGUGACUGUACUUAUACAACAAGCUCGUUAGAGUACUUCAAAAAGCAUUGCAACGAACACGAGAGUGUCUGUGUCAAAGAAAAAGCGAUUCGACCUUUCGGAUAUCAAAACUGCGCUUAUUGUUGUACAGUUUUAGAUGAUUGGGAUGCAAUGGAAGCGCAUUUGAUAAAUCGACAUGCGCACUGCCGGUAUCAAUGCAGAUUUUGCUUUUACAGAGCUGUAACUCAAUCUUAUGUAGAACUACAUCAGGCUGUCAGUCAUCCAAGUCAGGUUAUAACUGUGUUGCAAGGCAAGGCGAUUCACGAUAAAAUACCUGAUGAACGCAUGGAUCGUAGCGAAUGUGUAAAACCAUUUAUAUGCCAACAAGAAUGUUGGAAGAGUUUUUACAUUCCUGAGAAGUUUAUUUCACAUUUGAAAACAAAACAUGGUCCACUACUCUCGAUAUACAAAUGCCACUUGUGUGCUCAAACAAGUUUGAAACCAGAGCAGCUUGUGUCUCACUACAAAAUCCAUGGAAUAUACAAAUAUCAAUGCAUGUACUGUGUCAAUGGGUCUGACAUGUUGUGGGAGCUGCAUAAUCAUCUUAGCAACGUUCACUGUAAUCUACCACCACAUGUCAUUGAAAGAAACCUUAUGUCACAGGUAACAAAGGAACAAAAUGUGAUUGAUCAAUUGAUAGUAAAAAACGUGGAAGACGAUUUCAAGUAUACAGAUCUUGUAACCAACAUUGAAGAAAUCCCUGAAGAAUGUUGGCAACUGGCAAAACCUCAAUCUCAAAAUGAUGACCAAAGUACUUCAAAAAAUUCCAGCAGCACAUCGCCGACAGAGAUAUUCCUGAGCAGUUCGGACAGAGGAGUCAACAUAAGCUUAUUAAAGAGAAAUUUGUUUUCUCAAAUUUCUGAAAGUGGUGAGACCCAGAGUAACGCUACAGGAACACCAGCAAUGUCACGUUACACUAUACAGGACACCAAUGAGGAUGAAAGUCUUGACAAUAGGAUAUCUAUUCCCGAGGUAGAUGACCCGAACGAGUAUUGUAUACCGCUAAAUAUAGAACUUCUACCAGAUAAAUCACACAUUGACAAGUCAAUCAGCAAUUCGUCGUUAGGGCAAUCCCAGGAGCACAGGCUCAAAACUUGUUUAUCAUUUGAAUAUUCUGCCAAUAAUGACAGUGAUGGCUGUCCAGAUGUUGGUAACUCGCAAAAAUUAGUCGAAGAAUCUGAUUUGAGGAAAACAUUAUUAACUAUUGAGAAUGCAGCAGAUCCAUUGAGUUUAAACACACAUUCAAAUUCCCUCGAACAAUUAGUGAGAGAUAAGGGUGUCAAACGUUCUGACAGCUUGAAUAAUUUUGCGCAUGAUGGAUAUUCUGAUUCAUCGCCAAUAGCCAUAGAUUCAACUGAAAAGAAAGCAGAACCCUCAGACGAUAGCGAUAUAGAAAUAUUGGAAGACAACACGCAGACUGUAACAAAAUCCAGCAAACCUGAAGUUAAAACGACUGAAAAUGCUAAAACGCAUUCUCAGAUAUCAACAAGUACCGCAACAACCAGUGAUAAAACUGAGGAAACACAAUCUGUUAUGGAAAGUAAUAGCAGCGAUACAAAUCUGAACAUUACUCCGAAUACUAACUUGGAAACAACUUCCAACGCAGUUAGGCAGCUGCUUACUUUAGAUGAUAUAAAAGAUACAGGGUUCACCGGCAGCGACUUGUACAAAUGUGGAAACUACAAUUGUAGCUUCAAUUCGGAUACACCAGAGCUGUUAAAAUGCCACCUAUCAAAUUGCACAGCCGACAAUGACAUUAAAUCCCUAAUUUGUGCGCACUGCAAGAAACGUUUUGUUAAAGUGGGAUUUUUGCUGGAACAUUUGAAGACACACAGCCUCAAACGCUUUGGAUGCUCAUUGUGUUCAAUGAGAUGCACAAUGCCGUAUCAAGCUAUGUCUCACAUGAAGUCUAAACAUAAAUUCGCUUCUAACAAAUUAGUGCCUGCAGACCCCAAGAACCCAUCAACCGAUGGCCUCUUUGUUGUCCAACCAAUAGGUGGAGCAACAGAGAAAGGAAGGGGGAAAAAACGAACACCCACAAAAGUGUCAGAUAAGGAAAACGAGAAAUCCAUAGAUGUUGAAAAGCUAUCCUUUAAUCCUGAUGAAAUCGAGUCCCUGCCACGCCAAGCUAUUUAUAAUCGAGAAGUGAUGUGCGCAGUUUGUCCAUAUAGAACUAAAGUAAGAACAAACAUGAUUCGACACCUGCAACUUCAUGCUAAGGAUGAAAGUGUACCUGAAUCUGGUCCUGUGAAUCCAGUACCAUGUUUGGAUAAAAAGGAAAGAAUGUUUGAUAAGAUGGUCAACUUGGCUAGCAGUUCGCAUCAGAAUGGGCGAAUGGGCAGCAAAUCGCGCGACGUGAACAAAGAGAAUACCGAUGAUGCAUCUUUGCCUCAGUUUGUACCAGAACACAAAAGAUAUGUGUGCGGCGUUGCCGAAUGCAAUUACCUGACAGUUGACGACACGAUGUUACGCUGUCAUCUAAAAGCCCUACAUUCAGACGAACCAUAUUUCCGCUGCCCUCACUGCUCGUCACCCCAGCCAGGACAAGAGACCCAAAACAUAGGGAUAGACAAGAUGGGGAUUCACUUGAAAAUGCACGACACUAGAUUAUAUAAAUGCUCUCAUUGUAAUCACCACCAUUAUCACAGGCACGUUGUGGAGAGACAUCUUUCAGACAAGCACGGGGAUAAACGGCCGUUUGUGAAAGUAAUCAGAGAACCGGAAAGCGUUGAAACUACUCAGAACGUACAAGAUGAAGUGGAAGAUGAAGGUCCGGAUCGUGAUGGUAAUCACUGGAAGUGCAACUUGUGCGAUUAUAAGUGCAUAUAUAAAAAUGAAAUGAUUUCACAUGCGUCGACAGAACAUGAAGAACGGUCUCAGUUUAAGUGCGGCGAGUGCAGUUACAAGACAACUGGGAAAAUUAAUAUUGAACAACACUUUGUUUCGAGACACCCCGAGGAGCCUCAAAUAAAAUAUGAUAUGAUCUACCAAAAACUUAAAGGUGGUCUGAAAAAAAUCGGGGAGAUGACAGAUCAAGGCACAAAUGACGAACCAUUUGACACAACGCCUCUGUGGAGGCGCGACAUGCCCAGAAUAAGACACAUUCGGGGUAUCCUUCUAGAGGACGAAGAAGCUGCAGCUGCGACUGAUUCUCCUGUCAAAAGCGCCAAGCGCAAGAGUGAAGGAAGUGAUAUUAUAGGCAAACAGGCAAAGUUUAAACCCAGUAAAUCGACUGCCAGUGAAAUAGGGAAAUCUAGUGAUGAAAAAGUUAAAAUAAUAACAGCCAAAACCACUGAAAUGAAGAAAGGAACUGAACCAAAUAGCCCAAUUAACGAACGAGUGAGCAAGAUUCGUGCUGUUGACAAAUUACGAUUGUUAGAUAAAACUGAAGAUGAUAAACUACCCGAGAGCUUGGAAAAUCCGGUGACUGACACUAGCAUUUCAGAAGACUUUAGCGAAUUGAGCGACUCUGAAAUGGGCCAGUUUGGCCCUUACGGAAAACCAAAUGGUACCUUGUACGUGUGCACACUCUGCAACUAUUUUGAGACGAGGUAUAAGCAUGAUUUAAGGGAUCAUCUCUACCGAGAAUUGAAGUACAAAAAAUGGCAUUGCAGAGCUUGUGGUUUUUUGUCUGUAAAUCGUCACACGCUAGUCAAACAUUUUACUAAACAACAUCCUGGCGAAGAGCCAGACCAUGAAAUGCUUACCCCUGAUAAUUCAAUUGAGGAGUGGGUAACAACUCUAUUGCAAAGACAAACAAGUAUUAUUAAAGGAAUAACGAAAAAAUCUAGUUCAAAAGCAAAAGUCGAUAAACUUACUCCAUCUGGGCCUUCUCAAGUAUCUAGACAGUUCAAGAAGUCAGCGAAAGAAAUUAACCCCUCUGUACAAACAGUAAUAAAAGCAACUGAUGAUACUUCGAAAACUUUUGACUUGACACAUGCUAUUAGUAAAUUGCAAGAUAGUUCCAUUGAUGCCAAUAUGGAGGCAGAUGUCGACGAUGAGGACAGUAGAGAUAAUAACGAUCUUGUCAUUGAUCUGAAAGAUGAUAAUUUAGAAGAAGCUGAAGUACAAAAGGAAAAAACAACAUCUACCAAAUCUCGAGAUAGCAAAGACGGAGAAAAAACUCUAUUAUGCAAACAUUGUAACAUGAGGUUUGCCAGGCUACGAGGAUUCAAACUGCAUGUACAAGUGGCUCAUCUGAAACGUCUGGAUUUCCUUUGUCCAUAUUGCGAUAGAAGUACCAAUUCUGAAGUGUUGAUGCGCCAACACAUUACUGCCAAGCAUCCUGAUUUACCGGUCAAAAUUAUUCAUAAUCCUGCAGCUGGGGGUCCCGAAUUAACUAAAGAGUUUUGGGAAAAGGAAUAUGGUUUGGUUUGUUCCGGCAAAACGAAAAAACGCAAACGUCAAUCAAGUGCAGCCGAUCUGAAUAAAUUAAAGGAUGAUACAGAUAGAACCGCUUGUCGCGAUGUAUGCGAUUUGUGUGGUUUCAGUGCACUGAAUUUGACAGGUUUUAAAGCGCACAUGCGCAUGCACGCAAAUAAGAGUACUAUAAAAUGUGGCCAUUGUGCAUUUAGCGGAUCUGCUGAUACCGACGUUUGGCAGCAUUGGAAAGUCAGCCACCCGCAUGCACCAUUUAAAGUUGAAGAACUCUCAACGGCUGGUCCAUCCAAUCGAAGCCCGGUACUGAGUGAGGAAAAAAAGAGUAGGAUCGAAGAAUACAGUGAUGAUGUUGAAGAAGAACAAGUUCCUUUAGCUGGCGAUACAUCGGAAAAACUUAUCUUUUGCUGCUUUUAUUGUAGCUUGCAUAGUAGUUCACUAGAUACUGUUAGAAGUCACUGGAAAAUGAUACAUAAGGAACGAAAAGAUGAAAAUGAUCCUUCAAAAUGGAAAACUGGUUUACCAUUCAAGUACAAAACGAUGUGCAUGCCACUGCAGAGCUCAACUCAAAAUCUUCUACAAUGCAGCUAUUGUGACAAGAAGGGAGUCAAAGCAACACUGAGAGUCCACAUACGUCGGAAGCACAGUCAUCUACCGCCCCGGUUUAUCAAACUAGAUGACAUGGCAGAGCAAGGUUGGACUUGCCAGUGGUGCAAUGAAUUUUGCGAAACAGAGGAAAAAAUGAAUCAUCACCAAGACAUGUUCCACUCGCAUUUGCCUUUGCAUUUUAAGAAACAAGAAUGCGAAGAGCAACACAGGGGAUACAGUUGCCCCGAGUGCUCCUUCACCUCCGUAUCCAUUGGGGGUAUGCAAAAGCACGUCGUGAAGCAUGUGAACUUUUUAACGUGUAAAUAUUGCAACGCAGCGUUUGCCAGCCAAAAUCUGGUAGCAGCGCACAACGCUGAGUUUCAUCCAGGAUUGGAAUUGAAAAUAGACAGUAUAUCCAACUACGAUUCACUCGUUACGAGCAUGAUGUCCAAAGUUAAAUGGAGUAAGCCCAAGCAGUGGGUCAUGAGUACGACUAUGACCGGAGAAACGAAAGUCGGAACUGAGCCUAAGAAGCAUGCUGUUGCUAAGAAGUCAACAGCAAAGCCACCAUCACGUGUUCAAUUUUCGCCUAACAAAAUGCGAUGCGUUGCGCGAAAAUCUACUAAAACGUUAACAAGGCAUUCAUCAAGCUUUCUGGUCAAUUCUAGCAGAGACCAUUUAGGAGCAAGCUCUCCGAACAGUGAUAGAAAUCCAAUGAGAAGUCCUGCUGGAUUUUCUUACUAUCACGUCACCAGCCCACCGAUCAGCUUGGCUAGUCUGAGUACAUAUAUGUCAGUAGGUGGACAUCAGAUGAAGGUAAACUGUGCGACACUUGGUCAGUUGAUGAACAUAAAUCCCAGAGUAAUGGUGAAAGAUCUUAGGCAAGAUCUUAAAAGUUCAGCGCUAUUUUCAAAUCGUACAUAAAAGAGUUUUUGUCCAGUAACGAUUACACAGUCUGAUACAUGUCAAGGAUCCAUUGAUACAACAAAUCAUGGUUAUAUUUUUCUGAAUCAUUAUAGUUUUUCACGUACACAUUACUUUUCUUUAGUACAAAAUCCUCAACAAGAUCAUCAAUCUCAAUGUCUAAUAGCAGGAACUAUCGCAGCUUGCAUGUUCUUUUUAUUUUGUAUAAUAGUGAAUUUAUGUUGUGGCAGCAUUUCCCAUGAAAUAUUAUUAUUCCCAUUAAGUGUAUAUCCACAUUCAGUAUUUCCAUAUCACCAAAUGACUAUUGUCAAGCAUUUAUGCAUAUAAAAUGUCGGUUUGUACGAUAAACAACGAUAACUAACUAAUGAAUCAUUUUAUGUGCAGUGAACAAAGUCUUGCAGUGAAAAAGUUAUAUAUGACAUGAUUUAUGCACCGUAUCAUGCUUGAUUUAACUUUAUUAUUAUGAAGAAAUUCAUGAAAAAAGUUCAGUGGGACAAAUUAUUAAUGUAACUAUAUACAUAAGCAAAUCUCUAAAUUUGGUUUCAUUAUUGAACUUUGAGGUUUCUUGGCAAUUAAAUUGCCAAUCUUCUAAAGCUACUCCGAGAAACUUAUUGACGACUUGCAGUUCUAGUAGGCAAUUAAAUACAAUCACGACUUGUGUAUUGAAAAAAAAGCUUUUAAGUUUUACGUAGUAUCUAAAACUAAUUAAAUGCGAUAUGCACAGCUUUGUUUCAUCCAUGAAACUACAAGUUCAUGUCAUUGCAUACAAUGUCGAUAUAUCGUUGAAGUUUCAUUUUAAUUCAAAUUUAGUUUUUGCCACUUAAUAUUCCUGAUAUUUCAUUUUUACAUGAAUUUUCCUCUUUUUUUUUUCAUUCAUAUGGAGCAGGAGAUUAGGGGAUAGUUGGUUUUUGAAAGACAAGACUGAGAAGUGUCCGGAAGCUUAGAACUAGGCUUAGACCUUAGGAACUGUAUAUACACUGUACCAUAAAAACGUGAAUAAAUAUUUUUGAUUUUUAUAA
Molecule: messenger RNA, 19540 nt
Organism: Neodiprion fabricii
Lineage: Eukaryota; Metazoa; Arthropoda; Insecta; Hymenoptera; Diprionidae
Exons: 16
Coding region: 4047-18521 (4824 amino acids)
Biological process (GO): regulation of transcription by RNA polymerase II
Cellular component (GO): nucleus
Molecular function (GO): RNA polymerase II transcription regulatory region sequence-specific DNA binding; DNA-binding transcription factor activity, RNA polymerase II-specific
Source: RefSeq, a predicted model, not a curated record